This is a messenger RNA of Salvia miltiorrhiza (redroot sage), 1182 nucleotides long. RefSeq names its product protein FAR1-RELATED SEQUENCE 5-like. Lineage: Eukaryota; Viridiplantae; Streptophyta; Magnoliopsida; Lamiales; Lamiaceae. Gene Ontology annotation, biological process: regulation of DNA-templated transcription. The record is from RefSeq and is a predicted model, not a curated record. The coding region runs from base 1 to 1182 and encodes 393 amino acids. The transcript has a single exon. Gene Ontology annotation, molecular function: zinc ion binding.
AUGUGGCAUAUUACAAUCAAGGUGGCUGAGAAGUUGCCGUCAAGAUUGAGGGAUAGCACCGAUUUCAAGACCAAGUUUGGGAAAAUUGUGUGGACUGAUUUGGUUGAGCCUUAUUUUUUUGAGGAGAGUUGGAAGAAUCUUAUGGAUGAAUACGACUUGUUGGAUAAUAGAUGGUUUUCAGAUAUGUUUGAGGAUCGUUCACACUGGAUCCCGGCAUAUUUUAGAGAUGUGAGUAUGAGUGGAUUAUUCAUAACGACAUCGUUGUCAGAGAGCGAGAAUAGCUACUUCAAACGGUUUCUUAACAAGAACGGAAAUAUUAUGAUGUUGUACAUGCACUAUUGCAGUGCAUUGGAGGCUCAACGUCAUAAUUAUCAUAAGAUUACUCUUGCUGACGAGACUGGCGUUCUACCCUUGAAGACGAGCCUUAAAAUAGAGAAGCAUGCUUCAUCUAUAUACACCAACAACAUAUUCAAGGAGGUACAAGAAGAGAUAUAUGCUUCUCAAUCCUAUUGCAGCAUGUAUAAGAUGGAGGAUCAAGCCGAUGAGAGCAUAUAUACUGUGCAUGACAAUGUUGAUGGCAAAUUUGUGGUGCGACACAGACUGGAUGACAGUUAUUCAUUUUGUAACUGCAACCUGUUCGUCAGAAAAGGUAUUCUGUGCAAACACAUUUUUCUUGCUUUUCGCACAUUGCAAGUGGAUAGAAUUCCUGAUAAAUACAUAUCAAUUCGCUGGAGCAAGUUUAGAAUUUUGUCGGCCAUGGUUCCUGGACUUGAGCUCGGUAGUGCCCCUAGCCAAAAAUCUGUUAUUGGUAACAAUCAGUUUUUCAAUGUUCUUUGCAAUUGUGUUGGGUAUGUCGGUGACAAUCAAGAGCUACGUGAAGAACUACUUGCAGCCCUGAUUGAAGUGGAAAAAAGAUUUUCAAAGGAGGGCAGUAUAGAGUCUAAGAUCGAAGCUAAGCAUAGGCUUUUCAAUGAUUUUUAUGGUAUUGCACCACCUGAAACACCAUCUGUUUUACCUCCGCUCAUAGCCAAAACCAAAGGCAGUGGCACUGGUGGAAGAAGAAAAUCAAACCAAGAGAAGGCCAUGGUUCUUGCUCAGAAGCCAAUGCGUAAUUGCAAGAAGUGCAAUACGAUGGGGCAUCAUGAUUCAAGGAAUUGCCCAACAAAAAAGACUUUGCAUUGA